This is a messenger RNA of Pristis pectinata (smalltooth sawfish), 1604 nucleotides long. Its product is annotated as leucine-rich repeat-containing protein 74A. Lineage: Eukaryota; Metazoa; Chordata; Chondrichthyes; Rhinopristiformes; Pristidae. Bases 78 to 1604 code for a protein of 508 amino acids. The record is from RefSeq and is a predicted model, not a curated record. The transcript is spliced from 11 exons. Gene Ontology annotation, molecular function: protein binding; calcium ion binding.
UCCUGCAGACCAACACAACAGUGACUAUACUGGACCUGGAAUACGAUGGGAUCGAUACUGAAGGAGUGCAGUACCUGAUGGAAAUGUUAGCCGAGAACUGCUUCAUCCAGACUCUGAACUUGUCCAACAAUGAGCUGCGAACACAGGGAGCAGAAGUGUUGUGCAGAAUGCUUCCACUGAACAUCUCCCUCAAGUGCAUCAAACUAGCAGGAAACAAAUUGAUUAACAGUGAUGCUGCAUUUUUUGAUGACGUUUUAUCAUCGAAUUUCAGAAUUUCCGAGCUGGAUCUUAGUUACAAUGAGUUUGGAAAUAAAGGAGCAGAAUUCUUGGGACACAUGUUAGCAAACAAUGAAAGUUUGGAAAGAUUGAACCUGAGCUGGAACCAAAUCCAAACACAGGGGGCGGUGGCUUUAAGCGCAGGAUUACGGAUCAACAUCACCUUGAAGGUCCUCGAUCUUUCCUGUAAUGGGUUUGGAAAUGAAGGCGCGUUGGCCAUAGGAGAGACGUUGAAGUACAACAACACUCUACUUGAGCUCAACCUCAGCACCAACCACAUCAACAAUGAGGGCGUUUCCAAUCUCUGUAAAGGACUGGAUGUCAACGACAAUGUUAAGUUCCUGUAUCUGAAUAACAACCCUAUAACCGUGGAGGGUGCCCUCCGUCUUUUAGAGGUCAUGCAGAAGAAUGAAAAGACAAACCUGGAGAAGAUCAGCAUUCAAAACGUACUGGUGAAUGAAAACUUCAUGGAACUGCUGAAAGGCAUUACUAAUAAUCGUCCUCAGUUUCAGAUUGAAAUUAGAGGGGUUGGUGGCUUUGUGUCUGGAGGGAGGACACACCGACUUGAUCCAAUGAAGGUGAUCCAGGAUUACCUCGAUAAGCGUAAACUCCGACUCUCCGAUUUCUUCCGAAACAUGGACAAAGCAGGAAAUAUGAGCGUGCCAGUCUCUGACUUCCGAAGAGCUUUACAGCAAUUCAACAUUCCAUUGGACCUCAUUCAGGUUGAGGAACUAAUCAACAAACUUGAUAAGGAAAAUACUGGAGCAAUUGACUACAGGAAGCUGGUCGACACCAGGAAUCAAAUGAUCCAAGCGCAUCGGGAGCAACUCCGCAAGGAGGAAACCAGGCAGAGGAACGAGAAACAGAAGACACAGCGGGUGCUGAAAACAUUCAGAAGUGCAAUAAAGGCCAUCACUCCCCGUGGUUCCACUGUCAUCUCAUCCAGUCAGGUUAAGCUGCCAGACAUCCAUCCGCUCAAGUCUUCUAGCUCCCGGCACUUGUCUGCCACACCGCUGAGUUUGUGGCACCGUGUGGUGGUCUCAAGUAGCACUCGGCACUCAGCACCAACCCUGAGCAGUGUUCAGGUGCACCGCCAGUUGAGCUAUUCCAGUAAAACCCCCUUGGUUCCUGCCGCCAGGUUGGGUUCUUCCCCUUGGACGCACUCGACUUCACAGCCCAAAAUGGUGCCCAAAUCACGCGUGCAUUCUCUGUCAUGUCCUAGUGUGAUCUCCAACGCGGAGAGAGCCCCUGUGAGCAGGUCUAGCCCAGCUACUUCCUUGCACAUCCUACAAGCCACACCAUUAAGGGAAAUGAAGACUAAGAACUAG